UCCGCGCGACGUGGCGACUCGGAAUCGUCAUGUGUAAAGCGUAUAGGGAUGAAAACUCCGCGCGCGCGCACAGAGCAGGGCAGAACUGUAAGCAUGCUGCAUCUGAUGUGUGGCAGUGUGUUUGGGUGUGAGCGUUUUUUGGUGUGAAGAGCUGCACAGCUGCUGCAAGUUUGAGAAGCAGAACAGCUGGAUUUGCGCAUGACUUGUACUCUUAAUUACUCUUUGGAGAGAGCAAUCAGGGUGUGUGCAGUGUGUGUGUGUUUGUGUUUGUGUAUCUGCUGUACUUUGACUCUGUGAGCAGGUCCAUGGGUCACUGCAGUGUGAGGCUGUGAUUUGGACUGUCAUGAUGUGGCAAUGUGUGUUCACUCGGAGACACAGAACAGGAACCUCUGCUGAACUUGUGACAGGUUACUGUGGCUGGCUUUAACACUGAGCUAAUAAUGGAGCCUAGAGGGCAGAACUGGAAUGAACAGUGGCCACAGAGCCAGCGCUCAGAUCACAGAGUCAGAGAUGAGCAGUACAGGUCUCAUCACACAGGAAAACAAGGCCAUUACCCUCCUCCAGAUGGAAGGGACAGCGAGAGACGAUGGUAUGCUCCAGAUCCGCGCUACAUGUACUACAUGAGCGGUCCUCCUCCUGCAGAGUUUAGCACUGCAUACAGCAGCCAAACAUACACACCCGACCGAGCUCGAUCACAGUCCAGGCAGGGAUAUGAUUAUCCCCCCCAGAACUACUGGGACUACAGGAAUGACUAUGGCUAUUACGAUCAUGGCUACUACAGAGGCCAUUAUGGAUACCCAGCAGCCUCAGAUGCCAGUGGAUGGCCGGUGCAGGGAUGGAGGACAGAGGGGCAUCAGGAGUGGUCAGGAGCCACAUACACACAUCAGCAUGGGUACGAGCUCAGAAGAGACAGUGGACAGUUUGAUGGUGGUGUUUCUGUGAGAGAAAGCAUGGACACCAGGAACGAAGCCGAAGAGGUGUCUGAACCUGGAGGCCUGGCCAGCUCUAAAACCUCCGGCCUGUCAUCCAGCACCUAUGAACUUAGCCAGUACAUUAACGGAGAAGAGCAGAGCAAUGCUCCACCUCCAGCUCACUCAGAGGCUGAGUCCAAGUCAGUGGUUCCGCUGAAGUUCUGUGUUCCUCAUGUGGCUUUGAGCUUUGGACCUGCAGGGCAGCUGGUGAGAGUCACCCCAGCUUUGCCAUCACAUGGAGAACCUGCUCAGGUGGAGCUCCACAGUCUGGAGGUUAUACUGAGUGACACACGUGAGCAGAAUGAUAUGAGAGGCUUUCCUGGACCACUGGCGAGGGAAGAUCUGCAUAAGGUGGAUGUCAUUAACUUCGCCCUGCAGAUGGCUGAUGCUUGUCUGAAGGAUGGAAGCACCCUCAGGGCUUCCUCUGCCUCCCUCCUGUGGCAUCUGCUGGUACUGCUGUGUAGACAGAAUGGGAGAAUCGUGGGUUCAGAUAUUGCAGAACUCCUGCUUCGAGGAAGCCACUCUGUAGGAGCGUGUGAUGGAGAUGGCAAGCAGUCAUCACUUGUGGGCAGCCUCAUUGAUCUGAAUGAAACUCCAACAUCAGAGACAGAGAGCUUCAACACUUCUGAUCUCCUAACUGGAAACCCACUCAGUAAUGAAGAGGCUUCAGAACAAAACAUCCAGAACUACACCAAACUCCUGCUGGCUGGAAGAAAGAAGGUCCUUCUCUUCCUAGCUCUUACUGUGGAAGCACUGGAGUCAGCCAUGCGGAGUGGCUUAUGGGGUCACGCUCUGUUUCUGGCCAGCAAGAUGGACAGUAGGGCCUACAACACUGUACUGAGCAGGUUUACGGGGAGUCUGUCUUCUAGUGAUCCACUCCAAACCCUUUUCCAGUUCCUUUCUGGGAGGAUCCCAGCUGUUGCCACGUCCUAUAGUAAGGAGAAGUGGGGUGAUUGGAGGCCUCACCUUGCUGUUAUGUUAUCCAAUGAACCUGGAGAUUCUGCUAUGCACUACAAGUCCAUUGUCAACUUGGGUGACACCCUAGCUUCCAGAGGCCUGCUGCAUGCCGCUCACAUCUGCUACCUCACGGCUCACACACCCUUCGGCUGGUACACAAACAAAGCACAGCGUCUGGUGCUACUGAGCAGCAAUCAUAGUGCUUCCUUUGCUGACUUCUGUCAUAAUUCAGCCAUUCGCUGCACUGAGGUGUUUGAAUACUGCCAGAGACUGGGAAACCCGUCCUUCAUCAUCCCUUCUUUUCUGGUGUAUAAGUUCCUGUACGCAUGUCGAUUGCUGGAUUGCGGUCUGUUCUCACAGGCCUUCCAUUACUGUGAGCUUGUAGCCAAAGCUCUGCUCACAAUACAAGAGCCACACAUCAUACUGCUACAGGAGGUUAUCAAGAUGGUGGACAGACUUAAACACUCUGAAACACAGAUCAGUGAGACAGGCGCUGAUCCAGACUGGCUGUCUCUCCUACGUCAGCGUCUACAGGACCUGCAGAUGGGGAACUCAGGCAGUAAUGGUUUGAACCUCUCAGCUGUUGAAGCCACUGCUUGGGUGGGAGAGGAGAACAGGGAGUGUGCAGAUCUUAACCCAGAUGAACUUUCCACCACUGAGAUGAUCCACACUUCUCUUACUGAGGACAGUCCUAGUGGUUCAGGAAAUGUGCAUGACAAUCAGUCUCAGUCUGCAGCACAUCCCCAUUCUUCCUACCCUUCAGACCAACAGUCUUAUUCCACUUACUCCCCAGCAGAACACUCUUACCCCUCUUACCCCUCAGAAGAACAGUCUUACAUCCCAGAAACACAAACAUACGCUCCUGAAGAGCAGUUUCCUCAAAUCUAUGCUCCAGUUCCCAUGUAUUCCCAACAGAAUCUGGUCUCUUCCGAAUUCCCACCAAUUCAUGCAGUUCAGGACAGUGUUAAUCAUCCUGACACAUCGUACCAUCAGUCUGUUUCCAGUCUGGAUCCAGGGAGCCACAAUAAUACAGAUGGUAAUUUCACCACUGGUAAAAACAUGAUAGAUGCUCCUGAAAAGGGAACCACUCUUGAUAGUGCUGAUCUGGGCAUGACAACACCUACCAAGGAUAAUACAAAGGAAACCAGCAGUCAGAAAAAAGAAAAGCAGGAACCAAAGUCAGGGUGGUUUAGUGGAUGGUUCAAGUCAAAGCCUAAAGAAACUCCAGAGGACCAAAAUGAACAACCCAAACCUGCUCUCAUGGAGUCAACACCCAUUCCUACCUUCCCUACUCCACCAAAGGUCUCUUUCACAAUGCUGCCAUCACAGACCCAAGCUUCUGGGAUCAAUCCCUUUUCUAGGAGAGCUGGUCAAAAGCCAGGUGCAUCUAUGGGCCAGGGUCCCUAAUGCAGCUCUGCACAUGGUGCUGCUCUCUUCAUGGGAGGCUUACAGGCCGUGUCAACCUGCUGAGUCUGGAUCACAACAUCUCAGCAUUCAACAUCAAACAGAAACCCAAACGACCCCAAGGGAACCAGAAAUCAUGGUCAUCACCCAGUAUUUUUUGGAGGGCCACAAAUUAAUUAUUUAUGCCAUUUGAGAUACUGCACUAGUGCAUUUGAAAUAAAAGGACUUAGACUUUCCUGUCUUUUACUGAAGAAAUGGACCAGCUGAGAGCUGGAGCUAAUAGUGAUGAUAGCAGUAGGACCCUUGAAGUGGGGAGCUGUUGAGUAGCUGUGGAGUUGGACAAGGCUUGAAAUAUCACAACAGCUUUGGUUUCAUCCUAUGAGCUCCAUUUUUAUGAUUAUGCAACAGAUUUCAGGAAUGCACAAAAUUGGGCAACAAGUGCAUGAUGCAAGUUCCAGGUUUAUGAUGCAAAAAAGCCAUACUCCUUAUAUUAGCUGUCUCACUAAAUUUUGUGGAUUUGGUGCUGUGAAAGGAACAAAAUGCAAAACUAUCACAUUUCAAGCAUUUUGUAUAUGAAAAUAUGUCUAAUCUGUUUAUCACAUUAAUUGUAACUUUUUUGAAGUUAUGAUGCAAUUUCCACACUUUUGAAUCAAUUGAUCAAAUAUUUAAUUUCUCUAGAAGAGGGCAAGUGCCAGAUGAUGAAUUUAAAAUGGUUCAGAAGUAUCUUUAUAGUAUUUUUUUUUAAUCCAAGAUGACCAAAAAUGAAUGGAAGUCAUUUGAAUGCUGCUGUUAACUUCUGAACACACUUCUUUUCGAUCUUCUGUUGCUGAGAAGCUCAUAUUCUCUAGCAUGCAUUUGGAAAGGAAUCCUGGUCCUUGGCAGGGGUUCAACUGGGAUUUGAUUUGGUUUUCUAGAUUGUGAGGUUUAGGAUCAAAUUAUAUGAAAAUACCAUUUCUGGCAAAGAUACAUUAAGAGUAAGAACUUUUAAAUGAACAAAUUAUAUACAUUUUGCUUUAAUGAUCAAAUGUAUACACAGCAUUUAAUAAAUAAAUGCUUUAAUAAAUGCUGUGACUGAAAAAAAAUAUAUUUACAAUUCUGAAAUGAAUUCCAGUUACAAUGUGAUUGUGAGCUGUUCAGUUUAUGGCAAUAUCAAAGAUUUUCAUAGUUUUGUACAUAAUGUUUUGUGACUGAGCAUAUCAAACUAACUCUUUAUUAAAUGAAACCAAUUACUAUUUGUAUUUUCAGAAUAUCUUAGAUUUGUAAAUUAAUUCAUUGUGUGUUUGUUUUAUACUGUAUAUGCUGAACAGUUAAUGUAUUAUUACAGAAAUUCAUAGCAUUUUUUUCUUGCACUAAGACAAUUAAUAUAUGUCACACAGUAUUACCUUUUGGCCUUGGAUAAUGGGAGUAAAUAAAAGGAAGACUCCAUAUUAUGUGCCUUAUACUGGUACUAUAUUGAGCUAACCACCAUGAGAGUGACUGUGAGCAUAAUUUACAUUCCUCAGGGAAUUUUCCAAUUAGGACAACAGAAUUCCACAAGAUGGAUGAUGGCUCCUUUUACCAUGCGUCUGCACAGCGGGAGUCAGCUGGGGCCAAGUGUCAGCGAGAGAGAGAGAUGAAAAUAUUCUGUCGACAGAAGGGCCUCCUUUCACUCUGCUUUAUGUU
Pangasianodon hypophthalmus (striped catfish) is the source of this 4994-nucleotide messenger RNA. RefSeq names its product SEC16 homolog B, endoplasmic reticulum export factor (gene sec16b). Gene Ontology annotation, biological process: COPII vesicle coat assembly; autophagy; Golgi organization. The coding region runs from base 441 to 3335 and encodes 964 amino acids. The record is from RefSeq and is a predicted model, not a curated record. NCBI's taxonomy places the organism in Eukaryota, Metazoa, Chordata, Actinopteri, Siluriformes, Pangasiidae. Gene Ontology annotation, cellular component: endoplasmic reticulum exit site; ER to Golgi transport vesicle membrane. The transcript has 24 exons.